CCUCGUGAUUGUCUGUCUAUUGUGCCCGAGCACGAGAGCUUCCGAACAUAAAUGAUCUGUUGGGGUAGUCCUGGUUUCAAGGACUGUAGUCUGGACCAGAAAUAUCCGGCCACACCUUCCAUAUAUGAUAACGACCAACACCCACGACACCGUCCCCUUGAGCUUGAGGUGAAGCGAAUCCGAAGCCAUUCCAGAUGACAUGUGUUGUGUUGACCUAUGCCACAAGGUAACGAUCAUCAUCAUCUUCGUCGCGUGCUUUGCUUCUGCUAUUCCAGGUGUCGGUACCUCAAACUCGAGCCCGUGGACAAGCCGGCCACUCGGCCCGCGCUUCCCACGAAACGGUAGGAAGAUGAUCACGACUUGUUGUCGUAAACGCAGCAUUCGAAUCUGACCAUCGC
Dissoconium aciculare CBS 342.82 is the source of this 398-nucleotide messenger RNA. RefSeq lists its product as uncharacterized. Bases 200 to 391 code for a protein of 63 amino acids. NCBI's taxonomy places the organism in Eukaryota, Fungi, Ascomycota, Dothideomycetes, Mycosphaerellales, Dissoconiaceae. The transcript has a single exon. The record is from RefSeq and is a predicted model, not a curated record.